AUGGUUAACAAACAUCCAAGCGAUCCUCGAAGCAACGUUCAUAAAUACCAUGGAUACCACCCUGCUAAGUAUGCUCUCAACAACGUCUCACUCACGGUUCGCACUGAUGACAGCUUAACUCCCGGGUGCCCACCAUGUUUGACUCAAAAAACCGUCGGAUUAUAUCUCCAGCCCAUAAGCAGGGAACUUGCAGAAAUGCCACCAAGGCCAACUAUAGACGACCUGCCAGAUGCGGUAAUUGAUAGAGCAGUUCAAAAAGACAAAGCGUUUUGGGUGGACAAACCUGGGGCAAAUGCUUAUACGCUCCACGAUGCCUAUAACUAUUACGGAAUGACUACAGAAGUAAUCAAACCACCUCACCAGGAAGUGUUACCACGGUCGUAUCAGUUCGAACUCGACUGCGUGAAAUAUCGGCGGCAACAUGCGUGUGAUGGCCUAAAACACAUCGGUGACAAAAACGCGAAACCAUUAAGCUCACACUGUCAUGACUGUCAAAAAGCGAACGAUACUUUGACACACCGCCUUUUCAUUGAAGAGACAGGAGAUACGGAACGAGAAAGAUGGAGAUACUAUCCUGAUGUAAACACAGUAUUAUCUCCUGAGAAAAUACGAGAAUUAAUGGACGAGGUUGGUCGACCGUUUAAAAAUGAAGCUUGUAAUUGGUACUACAUCAAGUAUCCACCACAAAGUUAUAAGUGUAUUUUACGAAAAUUUUCAACGUAA
Parnassius mnemosyne (clouded apollo) is the source of this 723-nucleotide messenger RNA. Lineage: Eukaryota; Metazoa; Arthropoda; Insecta; Lepidoptera; Papilionidae. The record is from the annotation of a GenBank genome assembly.